AUGGCCGACAGCUCGGUCCACUCUCGCCCCAUGGCAGCCCAGGGCGCAGAGGAUGGAGAAGAAGACCUGGAGGACGUUGAAGAUACUGACCAAGACUACGCACAGGAUCGCGAGAACGAUAGCGAGUUUGAGGCGACCGAGGAGGAUUUGUUUCAGGGUGGUCUCUACGAACCAUCCGUCCGGAUUCAAGUCCAGGGGAGUGAAGAAGAGAGUGAAGGGCCGGGAGGCGAUGGAGUGCGCCCACGACCCGGUGCACCCGAAGAACGGUGCGAGGCGAGGCUCUACGGCUUCUCCAUCACACUGACCAAGGACUGGAUCAAGGAUGCUCGGGAUUAUCUCAAAGUCAAGCUGAAGGAUCUGAACGACGAGCAAGUCGCAUCCGGAGCGCAACAACUCCAUGACGAGGGUUGCUCCGACAACGAUAUCGGCACUCUGGGCGGAUGGGUGCAGGGGGAGUUGCGGAGGUGUUAUGUGUUCGGCAUACCGUUCAAGCCGGUUUGGCUGCUGGCAGGAUUCAGCGGGGAUCGUGGAGACUACUACAUCGGCAGAGUCCGCGCCAAGCUUCCGCGACAUAAGGAUAAGGAGAAGGAUGAGUGGUUGCAGCUCUUGGAUCUCUUGAGGCUUCACAUUUUCCCCUGGGUCGAAGAGGGUUGGAAGAAGACCGAUCCGCUGAAGAGGCACUAUGCGGGGGCGAGGUUCCUAGACACCCUCGCGAGCAUCGGACGCCUCGUUGUUGCACAGGAUCUGGCGAUGAUGUGGGCGUUCUGCCAUCAGCACGGCGUGAGAAACCCGCGGUGCAAUUGCGAGAGGCAUCCAUAUGUGCAGAUGAGCCCCUUGUGCAAGCACCCGCUGUUCCAAAAGUGGGAGUACCUGGUCGCUAUCUCUCACUUCCAGGGCGAGAAGCUUCGGGCAACCGGCCAAACCACCGCCAAAGCAGACGCUAUCUUUCGCACGACCGCAGAAGAGAAGCUGCAUAAGAUGCACCUCACCGCCAAUAUGCUCAGGGAGGAGCUUGGGAUUUUGAGAGGAUGUGAAAUGCAGUUGGCGAUGGAGAACGCUGAACUGAGGGAGAAACUCGCCGCUGAGCGAGAGGACAAGGCUCGGGUCAUUGCAGAGUUCGAAGCAUACAAGAGGUCUGUUGCGGCCAGGGAUGACGUGACAAACACCUCUGCAGAGAUCGACGGAUCGUCGAAGAGCGCGGGAACAGGAGGAAACCAGGCAACGGACGCAUCCAAAGCACCAGUUGCCGUCGAAGAAUUCUUCGUCGUGGUCGUUGUGUCUUGGCGCGAAGCCACCACUGUUGUUGCUGCCUGGAAAGUGUGGGUGCAGCCAAGCCUCAUCAUGGGCGGCCGGUCACUGCGCGAAGUCUUUGCAGAGUUCGACCGGUAUAAGAAGAAGGACAAGAAUUCCAGCUUCAUCACCGCAUAUUCCCGGUUCGCUGUCAAAGGUACGCCCGGGAUGGCUGUGGGUGCAUGCGAGCGAAAGAUGCGUCGCGUGCAUCGUGUCAUGGUUUCCGUGGAGACGCUAAGAAAAGACAGCUCCGAGGCGGCGACCGCAACGGCCAUUAAGCUGCUGGACGAGGUUUUACUCGUGUGCAACUUCACGGAAUUCACCAACGGCUUGGCUGUGCUGCAUGAGACUCCGACCAUCAAGAAACAGAAGACCGGUUCGUCGACGGAAAAGAGGACCGUCAACGACUUGGCGCAACGCAGAGUGGGCUGGCUGUUAGUCAAGAAGGGCCUUCACGACCAGGAGUGGGCAACUUCGCUGUUUGGGGAUGAUGAGUGGGAGGAGAUCCACAAGGAACACAUGGCGCAGGAGAAGGUGGAAGAGGAGAAACAACGAACCGCUGCGGCGAAGAAGGCGGAACGGGAAAAGGCGAAGGGCGAAGCGUCGAAACGCAAGGAGCAGAAAUGA
Closterium sp. NIES-65 is the source of this 1917-nucleotide messenger RNA. The record is from the annotation of a GenBank genome assembly. NCBI's taxonomy places the organism in Eukaryota, Viridiplantae, Streptophyta, Zygnematophyceae, Desmidiales, Closteriaceae.